Molecule: messenger RNA, 1332 nt
Organism: Mercurialis annua (annual mercury)
Lineage: Eukaryota; Viridiplantae; Streptophyta; Magnoliopsida; Malpighiales; Euphorbiaceae
Exons: 13
Coding region: 1-993 (330 amino acids)
Source: RefSeq, a predicted model, not a curated record
AUGGAAAUUGAAACCUCAUCGUCUGGUUUUGGUUCCAGUUUCCGUGCUUCCUUAUUACCUGUUCAUUUCUACUCAUUAUUCAAUGUUGCAUUUCCAUUUCCGAGGAAUAUUGCUCAUUCUGGAAGUCUCCACAGGUGUCCCAAAACUUCUUCUGUCCUUACGGUUUUUGUUUGGAAAAACAGUGCCCCUCUCACUCUCUCAAAAGAUCUUUUUUUUCUGGUAAAGCUAUUUGAGAGCUCAGCAUUGAUGCACAUAUCUGCAGUUAAAUCACUUCUAUCUGCACUGAGCCAACUAUCACACCAAUAUAUGUGUGAGGCAUCUGUUGGUUUUGGACCAGUAGUGAAUCAAAAGAUUGGAAGCAUUAAUCUUUUAGUGGAGAGGAUGAUAUCCAUCCUUGUCAACAAUCUUCAUAGAGUGGAGCCACUGUGGGAUCAUGUUGUGGGUCAUUUUUUAGAGCUUGCCAAUAAUUCUAAUCAGAAUUUGCGAAAUAUGGCACUUGAUGCAUUAGAUCAUUUAAUAUGUGCUGUUUUAGGUUCUGAACUAUUCCAGGACCAUGUACCAUCCAGACUCCAUGGGACAUCUCAUGAUAUGGAAAUUAGGCAUGCUCAUUUAAGAUUGCUUGAAUGCUCUGUUCUAUCUCCACUUAGAGCUCUGUAUUUUUUCACUCAAAGCUCUGAUGUCCGUUCUGGCUCCUUGAAAAAUCUUCUUCAUCUUCUAGAGAGGCAUGGAGACAAAUUGUAUAACAGUUGGCCUAAUAUUCUUGAAAUGUUAAGGUCUGUUGCAGAUGCGCCCGAGAAAGAUCUUGUCACUUUGGGGUUCCAGAGCCUACAUGUUAUUAUGAUUGAUGGACUUGCUUCCGUACCUACAGAGUGUCUCCCUGUAUACCUCCAAGACAUAUUUGUUAUUCAUAUGAUGGCAAUCCUGACUUUAUCAGAGGCUAAACUCAUGGACGAUUCCCAGGAUCAGUCACAAGAGUUGUCUUCAGAUUGUUAGAGGGAUGCAGUUUAUUUACUGCUUAAAGCAGUAGGAUACCUAGAAACAUGUACAUAGAUUGUGUUCAAGAUGUAUUGGUUUGAUUCCACUAGAUAUUAAGCUAAAUUUUCCAAAAGAUUGGCAAGAUGGUGUACUGGAGGCUACAUCCAUUCAAGCAUCAGGCCAGGUACUUCUUCUCACCCAUGUUGCAUAUAAACUUAUAUGUUUCAGUGUUUGUUUCUGUUUUUCAGCUUGUCAUCACUCUCCAAUAGUUUGUGUUUUACAUGUAUAAAGUGUACGGCUUGAUGUUAUGGUAAGCUUACGUUGUAUUGCUACUCUAUUUUUUAGUGUUUCUCUCUG